Messenger RNA from Setaria italica (foxtail millet), 1995 nucleotides. RefSeq names its product ankyrin repeat-containing protein At5g02620. The record is from RefSeq and is a predicted model, not a curated record. Gene Ontology annotation, molecular function: protein phosphatase 1 binding; protein phosphatase regulator activity. Gene Ontology annotation, cellular component: plasma membrane. The coding region runs from base 155 to 1828 and encodes 557 amino acids. The transcript is spliced from 2 exons. NCBI's taxonomy places the organism in Eukaryota, Viridiplantae, Streptophyta, Magnoliopsida, Poales, Poaceae.
GCCGUCCUAAUCCUCUCGGUGCCUUUGUUGCUACUGUUGCAACUUUUUUGCACCUGUCGUUCUUGUCCUGAAAUUGAUCUACUGAGAUCAGAUUGGCAGCAGAGCCUGCAGCUAGAAUUAGGAACGCUCUCUGUUCCAUCAGUAGUUGCAAGGUAUGGAUACCGAGAGACGCAUGGAUCCGGCGCUGUACAAGGCGGCGACGCAGGGGAAAGUGGCGAGCCUGAGGCAGCUGGUGGAUCCGGAGGACCCCAGCGUCCUCAGCUCCACGACGCCCCAGCUCAACUCAGCGCUCCACCUCGCCGCCCAGCACGGCCACGCCGCGUUCGCCGUCGAGGUCCUGGACAAGAACGAGGAGCUUCUCGUCGCCCGGAACGACGACGGCGACACCCCGCUGCACCUCGCGGCGAAGGCGGGAAAGCUGGAGGUGGCGCAGCUGCUCAUCGACCGCGCCCUGGCCUGGCCGCAGGACAAGAAGAGCCCCCUGAUCAUGACGAACAAGGCGGGCAACACCGCGCUGCACGAGGCGGUGCGGAACCGCAGGGCUGCCGUGGCGGUGGCUCUGCUCGACGCCGAUCCCAGCCGCGGCCACGACCUCAACGAGCGGAUGGAGUCGCCGCUGCACAUGGCCGCCCGCGAGGGCCUCGUUCAGGUCGUCCAGAAGAUCGUUGAUUACACCUGGGUCGGCCAGGAGUUCUUGCCCUCCGUCUCCCUGUCCGGCACCGCCCUGCACCAGGCCGUGCUCGGCACUCAUCACCGGAUCGUGGAGAUCCUGCUGGAGAAGCGGCCGGAGCUGAUCGAGCUGACCGACUCCGACGGCAACAACGCCCUUCACUACGCGGCGCAGAAGGACCACCAGCGCGCGGUAGAGCUGCUGCUCAAGACGCGGACGGAGCUGGCCUACAAGCGCAACCACCAGAGCAUGUCCCCGCUGCACGUCGCGGCGCACUACGGCUCGACGGACGCCAUCAAGGCGCUGCUCCGGCACUGCCCCGACGUGGCCGAGAUGGCGGACGGCUACGGCCGCAACGCCUUCCACGCCUCCGUCGAGAACGGCAAAGCGAACGCGCUCAGGAGCCUGCUCCGCCGCGUCCGUCCCGCCGAGCUGCUCAACCGCGUCGACGCCAACGGCGACACGCCGCUGCACAUCGCCGCCAAGAGGAGCCGCGUCCACUGCGCGCUGCUGCUGCUCAACGACCGCCGAGUCGACCCCUGCGUCCGCGACCACGACGGCCAGACGGCGCGCAGCCUCGUGGAAACGAAGCUGCACACGGGGGAGAUGGACGCCUACGAGAUGUACCUCUGGAAGCAGCUCAAGCACCAGGAGUUCAAACGGUGCCGCAAGCAGCAGUUGCCGCCGCUCGCCACCUACCCUAGCCGCAGGGGCUCCAACGACAAGUACUUCGAGCGCAUCGUCGAGACCUACAUCCUCGUCGCCACGCUCAUCGCCACCGUCACCUUCGCCGCCACCUUCACCAUGCCCGGCGGCUACGACCAGACCAAGGGCAUCGCGCUCCACGGCCGCAACACCGCGUUCAAGAUCUUCGUCAUCUCCAACACCGUCGCCAUGUGCAGCUCCAUCGUCGUCGUCUUCUGCUUCAUCUGGGCCUGGCAGGACCCCGUCAGGUUCAAGGUCGAUCAGCUCCUGUGGGGCCAUAGGCUCACGAUCAUCGCCUGCCUCGGCAUGCUCGUCUCGCUCAUGACUGCGGUCUACAUCACCGUGGCGCCCACGUCACGGUGGCCCGCUUACGUCGUCAUCGCCAUCGGCGUGAGCACUCCGGCCGUCGUCGUCCUCAUGCUGGGCAGGGAUGUGAUCUUCGUGCCGUUCUAACUACGUCAUCAAACGUGUGUGCUUGCUGCACGUGCUAAUAUUUGUAGGAACAUAUAAAAAUGUUGUCAAAUUGUAGAGUAAACUUUAUUGAACUCCAUCAGAGGCCAUGUCGAAAAAUGAGAAUGUAUAGCAUAUAGCCCGUUUGAAGCUCGAGACGUGAUUGCUCU